Cryptococcus wingfieldii CBS 7118 is the source of this 1104-nucleotide messenger RNA. RefSeq lists its product as hypothetical. The transcript is spliced from 3 exons. Gene Ontology annotation, molecular function: ornithine decarboxylase inhibitor activity. The coding region runs from base 1 to 1104 and encodes 367 amino acids. Lineage: Eukaryota; Fungi; Basidiomycota; Tremellomycetes; Tremellales; Cryptococcaceae. The record is from RefSeq and is a predicted model, not a curated record.
AUGAGCCGCCCCACCCCCAACGUGUUGAUCAAUAGAAAUCUCCGCCCCGCCGGCGCUUCGGGAAACGUCGGCGCUGGGGCAAGCAUAUCCUCAUCCCUCCUCUUCUCUCCAAAUUACCACCAUGAUAGCGACAACGCCUACUUUCCACCUCUCGCGAUCGCCCGGGCAGGCGGCAAGGGCGGGCAGAUCUUUGUGUACUCUGAGGACGGCACCACAACUUCCGGCUACUCUUCCUUCGCUGGGGGUGGCCGGCGGUGGGGCGAUGCUAUCGCCGGUGAGUCGACAGAGAACACGAGAGAAUCUCCGCCGUCCUACCUGCAUCAACACUUCUCUCAAUUCGCCGACACUACCACAUCCCAGUCCUACCGCCCGCCAUCCAAUAUGCCCAUCUCCCACAACCUGAUAACCCCUCCCUCAUCUUUCACCCAAUCAGUCGACAUUCCAGGAGCUCGCGGGCAACCGUCCGUUCGGCCCAUGUCUCUCCCCCUUACACCCCUCUCGUCUUCCGCUGCUCGAGUUGGGCAAGAAUCCCCAGAGCACUCUGGAUCCACGCCGGACUCGGGCAAAUUUGACAAUUCCAUCAUCACCUUGAUCACCUCCAUCUUUCCCCUCCACGCACAAACUGUAUCACUAUUAUCUCAUACGCUCGAGAUCCUCACGCCUCCUGUCCAUAAGCUGCAAGGCUUCAUUGUGGAUUACCCAUCGUCAUAUACUUCCGGUCGUACCGUCUUCAUCCAUAUGCCUCCCGGGCAUGGUACGGUCAACCAGCGCCCCGAAUCCCUAUCUCCCAACUUUUCCCAAGUCCUCCGUCCUCACGAUCCCCUCUUUUCCACCUCUCCCACUUCUGCUUCUCAUCUCGCCUCCUCUGCCUACGCGUUCGACAUUCGAGAAUCUCUCACUGCGCUUCUGGACCUCGCGGCCGAAGCGCUCGAGGGGAAUCAUCUGGUGUUGGUACUGGAGAGGAAUGAGGCGGAGCAAGAGGCUCUGGGAGAGAUGCUUCAUUCGUUAAUGUACGUUGGAGGGCAAGUCGUGAAGCCAGGUGGGCUAGAGGGAGGGUGGGAGUGGGAUGCGACCAAGUGGGUGCUGGUCGGUUUGGAGUUGUAG